AUGGCCAUAGUCGACCUCCUCCUGUCCUGGUGGGCGCUGCCCAUCGGGGUAGGAGUGCUCGUCAGCACAUACCUCUAUGCAUACUUUGUCACGUACGGCUACCUGAGAGGCAUCCCGGCGCCCUUCCCCGCUCAGUUUUCAAAUCUAUGGCUGCUGUACGUGUGCCGGCGGGGUGAGAGAUAUGACGUUAUGGAUAAGAUCCAUAAGGAGAUGGGCCCUGUUGUUCGAAUUCAGCCAAAUCAUGUGUCAAUAGCUGAUGAUGAGGCCAUUCCCAUCAUCUAUGGCCAUGGAAAUGGCUUUCUGAAGUCCGAGUUUUACGACGCCUUUGUGUCUAUCCGUCGAGGACUCUUCAACACUCGAGAUCGCGCCGAGCACACGCGCAAGCGCAAGCUCAUCUCUCACACCUUUUCAACCAAAUCUAUCAGCCAGUUUGAGCCAUACAUCCACUCCAACCUCGAGCUUUUCGUCAAACAGCUCGACAAGCUCAUUGCCUUGGGCGCAACCAAGGACAAGCAAGGUCGUCAACAGGCACUGAUCGACUGUCUUCCCUGGUUCAACUAUCUAGCUUUUGACGUUAUUGGCGACCUCGCGUUCGGUGCUCCGUUCGGUAUGCUCGCAAACGGCGCCGACGUAGCAGAAGUCAGAGCCACGCCAGAGUCCCCCCCAAUCUACGCCUCAGCGAUUGAAAUCCUCAACCGGAGGGGCGAAGUGAGCGCUACGCUCGGCUGCUUUCCCCAGCUCAAGCCGUACGCCAAAUGGCUUCCGGACCCGUUCUUCAGCAACGGCCUGAACGCCGUUCAGAACCUCGCAGGGAUCGCCAUCGCACGGGUCAAGGCAAGGCUCGACAAUCCCCCGCCCGUUGAACGAAAGGACCUCCUCGCGCGUCUCAUGGAAGGAAGGGAUGAAAAGGGCGAGCCGCUGGGCCGUGAGGAACUUACUGCUGAGGCUCUGACGCAGCUCAUCGCUGGUAGUGACACGACAUCCAACUCUUCGUGUGCGUUGCUGUACCAUGUUACUCGGACUCCCGGUGUUCUCGAGAAACUUCAGGCCGAACUUGAUGCUUCUAUCCCGUCGCACGUCUCAGUUCCAACCUUCGACAUGGUCCGUGACCUUCCCUACCUCAACUGCGUCAUCAACGAAACUCUCCGAUACCAUUCCACAUCAGGCAUUGGUCUCCCACGACAAGUUCCCGAAGGUUCUCCCGGCGUCACCAUUCGCGGGCACUUUUUCCCAGCAGGCAGCGUGCUCAGCGUUCCGACAUAUUCAAUCCAUCACUCCAAGGAGAUCUGGGGUCCUGAUGCCGAUGAUUUCAAGCCAGAGAGGUGGGAGGAUGUGACUACCCGUCAGAAGAAUGCGUUUAUUCCCUUUAGCCAUGGACCGAGGGCGUGUGUCGGGAGGAAUGUGGCCGAGAUGGAGAUGAAGCUGAUAGCGGCGACAUGGGCGAGGAGAUAUAAUGUUGAGCUGAAGCAGGAGAUUAUGGAGACCAGGGAGGGUUUCCUGAGGAAGCCCUUGGGUCUGGAUAUUGCUCUGAAGAUGAGGUAA
Molecule: messenger RNA, 1542 nt
Organism: Fusarium keratoplasticum
Lineage: Eukaryota; Fungi; Ascomycota; Sordariomycetes; Hypocreales; Nectriaceae
Exons: 2
Coding region: 1-1542 (513 amino acids)
Molecular function (GO): heme binding; iron ion binding; oxidoreductase activity, acting on paired donors, with incorporation or reduction of molecular oxygen
Source: RefSeq, a predicted model, not a curated record